CAGCAAGCAAUUAAUAUAUUUAAAAAAAAGUUAUAUAAAACGGUAAGAGCCGUGUUUGUGAACAACUUAUAUUGCUGCAUUAUUACGUUUUUGACUGACAGUAAAAACUCUCGAUUAGAAGAGCAAGACUUUUCAACGCAGGAACACAUCACUGAAAAAUAAACGAUAGAACCCCCCCCACACACACACAUCAUUACGUUUUGAAAUGUCUCUUUUGGGUGAAAUCCCGAGAAUCCCCCCAACAAGAACUGUCAUGUAAAAUCCCCAAAUUGUCAAAGAAACCAAGCACAAUAUUUGCUGUUAUAAGAUUUACCAAGGCAACUGCGUAUCGCUUAGACUACGCGUGAAAUAAUAGCAGUAAAUGUUCUAUGUAGUGUGUUAUACAAGUUCCUAGCUUAGCAGUGGUUUAGGAUAACAUGUUUGUAGAAAGGUUUACAGCUCUCUCAGAUGAACUGUGCGAUCACUCGAUUAAAAUGAAAACUCGUUGAUAAUCAAAGCGGACGCCAAUAAAAGACGUCAUCAAAGAGUAGCAAAGUGAUUGGUGGUUGUAGUGUCCAUGGUAACGGUUUGUGUAUACGGAUAAGUACGCACGCCGCUGUUCCGAAUUAACGACAGGACUAAGUCACACAGAGAGCAGCAUUAUGUCCCAGCAAGUAUCAUCAAUGAAUAGGAAGAACCUGCAGAAGUUGGCUGAGUCGUUGUGUAAAACCGGCAAGCACUUUAAUAAGCAGGAGGUAGAGUUCCUCAUACAGCUUUAUAAUACACUAGCUGGGGGCCCUGCUGAGCGCAAUACAAGAGGGGGAAUUGACCGAAACACCUUCAGAAACAUCUUGCAUAACACAUUUGGAAUGACUGAUGAUAUGAUCAUGGAUAGAGUUUUUCGCGGAUUUGACAAAGACAAUGACAGCUUCAUAAGUGUAUCGGAGUGGAUUGAAGGGUUAUCUAUAUUUCUACGUGGGACCUUAGAUGAAAGAAUUAAAUAUUGUUUUGGUGUCUACGAUCUGAAUGGUGACGGCUAUAUCUCCAGAGAAGAGAUGUUUCACAUGUUAAAAAACAGCCUUCUCAAACAGCCAACUGAAGAAGAUCCAGAUGAAGGAAUAAAGGAUUUGGUUGAAAUAACACUGAAGAAAAUGGAUUAUGAUCAUGACAGCAAAUUAUCUUAUGCAGAUUUUGAGAAGGCAGUUAGAGAAGAAAAUCUACUAUUAGAAGCAUUUGGACCUUGUCUACCAGAUAGUAAAAGUAUAAUGGCAUUUGAAAGACAGGCUUUCAGAACAGCACAUAAUCACUAGAAUUGAAAGCCCACCAGAGGUAUCAGAGAAUGUACUAUAUAGCUGCUGCAAAUAAAUAAGACUGCUGUUUCGCUUUACACUCUUAUUGCUUAUAUAAUGUUAAAGGGAUAUGAAACACCAACAUUUUAAUUUUGUUCAGACAGAGCAUAUAAUUUAAAAGAAAAAAACUUUAUUUCAUG
Messenger RNA from Bombina bombina (fire-bellied toad), 1468 nucleotides. It is a transcript of the gene CLXN, whose product is annotated as calaxin. The coding region runs from base 642 to 1289 and encodes 215 amino acids. The record is from RefSeq and is a predicted model, not a curated record. Lineage: Eukaryota; Metazoa; Chordata; Amphibia; Anura; Bombinatoridae. The transcript is spliced from 6 exons. Gene Ontology annotation, molecular function: calcium ion binding.